Molecule: messenger RNA, 600 nt
Organism: Tauraco erythrolophus (red-crested turaco)
Lineage: Eukaryota; Metazoa; Chordata; Aves; Musophagiformes; Musophagidae
Product: E3 ubiquitin-protein ligase RNF170
Molecular function (GO): ubiquitin protein ligase activity
Source: RefSeq, a predicted model, not a curated record
GAAUCACUCCAAAUUUGGAAACCUAGUAAUCACAGUGACUUCAGCUGCCCCAUCUGUCUCCAGACAGCGACUCUCCCAGUAGAAACCAACUGUGGACAUUUAUUCUGUGGUUCCUGUCUGAUCACAUACUGGAAACACAGUCCCUGCUUAGCAGCAAUAACCUGCCCUCUCUGCAGACAAAAGGUGGUUCUUCUGGAUAACAUCUCGUGUGAAAAGCAACAGGACAAGCCAAGUAAACAAAUUGUACAUGACAUUAGAGAUUACAACAAGCGUUUCUCAGGGCAGCCUCGACCCUUUGCAGAUUACCUUUAUGACAUGCCGUUAUUCCUGACUCUUGCCUUGCGAGGAAUCUUCACUUGGGGUGGUCUCGUAUGGAUUUUUUUCCUCAGAGUCGCUGUUUGUUCCUUUGGAACAAUCAUAUGCUUGUCUUCUCCAUUCGACACGAAGCCUGGCCCUCUCUGUAGGACGCUUGGAACAGCUGAUGACAUGGUGGUUGUUUCCCUUCUUUUAAUUUGCAUGAUAAACAUUUGUCAGCAAAUUGCAUCUAACGGGGUAAAUAUGGCGAGGUCUGCAGCUCAGAGGGUGCUGUCGGAGUCCUGA